This is a messenger RNA of Fukomys damarensis (Damara mole-rat), 1043 nucleotides long. It is a transcript of the gene Bpifa3, whose product is annotated as BPI fold containing family A member 3. The transcript has 8 exons. The record is from RefSeq and is a predicted model, not a curated record. NCBI's taxonomy places the organism in Eukaryota, Metazoa, Chordata, Mammalia, Rodentia, Bathyergidae. The coding region runs from base 145 to 876 and encodes 243 amino acids. Gene Ontology annotation, molecular function: lipid binding.
CCACGCCUCCCUCUGAGCCCUGCAAGCCCCAACGCCCACCCAGGCCUCCUCCUGCCGGCCAUAAAACCAUGAAGCCAUCCAGCCAAGCAGCCACCCUCUCAGCCGUCUGCCCAGAACCCAUCUGACCAUUCUUGAUACCAGCAGAUGCAAGAGCCCAAGAUGCGUUCAUUCUGGAGGCUCCUCAUCCUCCUUGCGUUGCUGCUGGCUUUGCCCUCAGCUCUGCACAAGCAGCCUUGGCCUGGCCUGGCUCAGGCUCACCCAGACAGCAAAUCCACCCUGGCAAGAAUUAUUGCCCAAGGUCUCAUGAAGCACAAUGCAGAGGACCAAAUCCGGAGCAUCCACCUCCUGGACAGUCUGAAUGACUCAAGGCAGAUGGUCCCUGGGAUGGUGGGCUGGCUGAUUGGUGGCACGAAACUCCCGCAGCAGCAAGAGAUCAGCAUCGACAUCACCAAUGUGCAGCUGGACUGUAGUGGGAUCCAGAUGUCUUUCCAUAAGGAGUGGUUUUCUACAAACGUCUCGCUUGAAUUUGACAUUGAAUUGACCCCGCCCUUCAAUAACGACAGCACCGCCCUGCACACAAGCAUGAGCCUUGCCGCAGAGUUCUGGCUGAAGAAAGACGAGUUUGGCCGGAGGGAUCUGGUGGUGGGCCCAUGUCGCACGGAGCCCAACGUCCACGUGACGGUUCUCGCUGAGGCUAUCACAUACAAGAUGAAACCCUUUCUCCACAACCUCAAAGAGAACAUAGGAAAAAUUAUCCCACAUCUGAUAGAAAAUCAGGUUUGUCCUCUCAUCGGCGACCUCCUCAGGCAGCUGGAUGUGAAACUGUUGAAAGGCCUCAUGGAACAGGUGGCUGCCCAUGAACUUGACCAACCGUGAGUCCAGCCAACAUCCGUGCACCAAGUUCAAGGGUCCUCCACUGCCUGCUGUUGAUCAGAAGGAGAUUCUACCUCUUGAGACCCUCAGUCUCCUCAGCAUGGGGCUCCUGCUGAACCUGGAAACUUGACCCCAGCCCCUUUAGACAUCCUGUCCCACAAUAAACUGUA